Molecule: messenger RNA, 3209 nt
Organism: Prorocentrum cordatum
Lineage: Eukaryota; Dinophyceae; Prorocentrales; Prorocentraceae
Source: the annotation of a GenBank genome assembly
GGAUAUCAGCCGCCUGGUUCUCUUCCUCUUCCUCCUCUUCCGCAUUAUCUUCCUCGUUCUCCUCCUCCGUCCCCCCCUGCAAACUCAGAAAUGAGUAGCCAGGAAUUGUGACAUUGUCAUGCCGUCUCUGGCGCGACCCGCCUUCUUGCUCUCGUCUCUGCACAAGGUGCGGGAUGACCAGAGUGUGAGCCCGGACUAUCGAACGGACACUGAUCGAAUUUUCGCUUUAUCCGCCGCCCGAAACGAGUAUGAGAGCUUUCAGCUGGUAGUGCCUAGACCCAAGGCGGCCGAGGACUUGUUUGAUACGGUCGACGGCGUUCAGAUCGCAGCGUCAGAGGCUGGCGCUUCCUUCAAAUUUCUCGUGCACGGCGUGCGGUCCAUCAACAUUUCGCAAGUGUCGGACUGCGACGGCCGCGUGGGCAGAUGGCCAGACGCUCUCGUGCCUGCCGUGGAUCCCUGGUUCAACGAGACGCGGCGGGUGUUCCCGGCGCCGUUCUCCGGGAAUCAGUCCGCACUGACAUUUUGGGUGGAUCUUUUCGUAGGCCCCGACACGCCGGCCGGGUCGCAUGCGUUUCACGUACACUUGAGAGUGUCAUCCUCAGGCUUCAGCAGGACUCGGGGGCUGGAGAGCAGUCCAGCUGACAUCGAGCUGCCCUUCGUAGUCCGAGUGUUUGACUUCUCGUUGGAUUCGGAGCCCGCCUACAAGUCCUCAUACGGGCUAUCCAGCAUCGGGAUGCUAGUCGCGAGAUUCGGAGAGCAGUGGGAGAAGUACUGGCCCUCCGCAGGGCGAGAGAGCACCACCCAUGGUGAGCCUGACUCGGGUUCUACACUAGCUGCUAUGCAGCAGCAGUAUUUAGAGCUCGGACUGAUGCACAGGGUGAGCUUCACGCACGGUGUGAGGGACCCUGCUAUUCUGAAGGCGUUGGAGUCGGGUGACGCUGUGGAUUGGGCGCCGUACGAUCGACGGUGGCGAGAUCUUUUGGGAUCGAGCGGUCGCAAGCUGCCUUUUGGUCUCACAAACGCACGGCUGACCAGUGUGGAGUCUCCAGGCCCCGGAAGUCGAGUCGGAGCUGGGAAAGAUGCCGCUGCUGCCGUGCUGCCAACUGAGAGCCAGCCUGAUCCAAGUUCUGCUGAUAACAUCACUGUUGAAUUCUAUCGUCACUUUCUCCUUGACAGGGGCUGGCCCGCAGACCGAAUCCUAUCUAAAGUUUGCGACGAGCCUUCUAGCGCGCAGCAGUGGCAGGAGUGUGCGGAAACCUGUCGCGCCCUCAAAGCCGCUUUCGCAGACUCCGCUGACGCCGGGAAAUUGGCUUCUUCUCUCCGUUGCGAGGUCACUACGCACAUCUCGCAGCUGGAAGAUGAGCGCGGAACAAACUACUACACGAAUGGCAGCUUCAUACUGCGCUCUGAGGAGGUGGGCGUCUUCACGGCGCUUGUGAACUUUAUGGAGAGCAGUCGGGCGACGUGCGCGGACUACCCUCGGUGGUGUCUCGACCGAAACACGCGCCCCGAUUUCGAGAAAUGGAUGGCCGCAGAUCCACAGCGAGAGCUCUGGCUCUACCAGAGUUGCAUGAGCGACGGGUGCUCAUCAGGAAUUGGAAAAAGCGACGGCUGUAUCCCAGACAACACGUGUCGUCGUGGUUGGCCUUCUAUGAUGAUCGACAAUCCGCAUGUGACCAUGCACAGAGCCAUGCCACUGGUGACUCGCCACUACAACGCCUCGGGCGAGCUGUAUUGGAGCGUGAAUUUCGGUGAUUCGUGUGCGGCGGACAACCCGGCGGGAAAUUGCAGGUAUGAGGGGCGUCGUUACUCGCUGGACACUUGGUCGGACCAGCUGCUUCAGGGUGGCAACGGUGAUGGACAGCUGACUUACCCUGGAACUUUUGAGAAGAUCGGCGGCAGUCCGGAGACGUUUAUCCCAGUAGCGAGCAUCCGGCUCAAAGCGCUGAGGGAUGGCAUAGAGGAUUGGAUGUGGUUGCAGAAGUUGUCUGAGCUGUCGGGCGCAAGCAGUCGCCAGUUCUUGUCCCGAUUGGUGCAGAGUGGCUGGCGCUACGAGCUAAAUCCAGACGAGUGGUUGAAAGUGAGAGAUGAGAUAGGAAUGGAGAUCGAGUUUCGUCUUCGUGGAAGAGACACAGAGGUUUUCAAUUAGGAUGUUGGGUAUCAUUAUUGAAGGCGCCACUGCAGCUGCUCAGAGACAAUGUGGCCGUCUUACGGCGUUCAUGAAACAUCGGACACCGGGUUGGAAGAGGAGCCUCUCUAGACCACCUACGCCCGGAGGGCUGGUGUGAUUCUCGGGCUUGCAAGGCCGACGCACGCGAAACAACACGUCUCUGCCGCAGGACGUUGCGGUGGAAGGCCGACGGCACACAUUGGAUCCGAGCACCAACUGCGCUCAAGACCCUUGGGAGGCAGGUCUGUGGCCGUCCUGUGCCAACUCAGGGGACAGUUGUGCCCUGGGGGGCCGCCAGGGAGUCCGCUUCCCUCAUGCCCUCAUGUGGCCCUUCCAUGGGAAGCGGGUAAGGCUCGUGCUACGGACGAGUGCGUCUUGCCGUCGGUAGGAUCAUGCCUUUUCUAUUGCAAGCGUCGUUGACUGUGCCAGAUGCAGAAGAUUUACACAGGGCCAGACGGGGGCUUGCCAGUGGCACCGAGGCGAUUGAUUGGCAUUUUCAUUCAGACAUGGAAAACCGCAGGAGAUAUAGCCAACAAAAUCCGUUUUAGGAGCGUUUGGGGUACAGCCGUAGUCUUCAGGCGUUCGCAAGCAGCGGACUGGCAAUCGGAAGCUCCAGUCGUGGCAUCGUGAUGGCGUGUGUACGAUUGAUGUUGGAUGAGUGUAUACCCCAUGUCUGAGACAAACCACGUCUCCAUGCACAGAUGGCGUGUGCCCAGAGUUUCACGUGGUACGUAUAGCACGCGCACAUGUGCAACAUGCGUGCGCCCGUGCGUGCGAACAUUCCAGUGCGCAUGUGUUUAUGUGCGUACUUCCUGAGCGCAUCUGUAUGUUCGCAUGUAUGUAUGUCUCGCUACAUGCUGUUUCACAAUCUCAAGCUGUUUGGUUUGUCGCGCCCUCGCGAUCGAGGUGGCGCCAAGCAUGAUUCAGGCUACCCGCAAGUCGCGCAAAUCGCAGGGCAAGCUGCGGGCCGCGUGAGCGACAUCUGUUGCUCGUAGAAGCAUCCGUUAGUUGCGAACGCCUAGCCUGGUCCGCUAAGAAA